AACCGUCUGAACCGGUUAACUUUAACCCCGCUGUGUCUUCUUCACCGGAAACCCUACGCUCUUUCUUUCCGCUAAUCUUCAUCUUCUUCAUUUUCUCUCUCUCUCUAGAAAACUCUGAAUAUGGUGAAAACCGGUGGGAAUAGGAAUAAUAUUCUUGUGUAGAGUGAAUUUCGCCCACUAUUCAUCGCCACCAUCUUCUCCGGAUUCUGGUUUUCGUCUCCAAAUCAUGCGUUCCCCUCUCCUUUCUUAUCCAAUCGCUCAUCUCUCUCUCUUGGGUGCCAAUCACACCUCCGCUCGAUUCUGUUCGCGAUAAACCGCGUUUUUUUUAAUCUCUCGCUCUGAACCCUUUUCUUAUUUUUCUUCUCAGACGGGAAAAAUCGAAGCUUUAGAUACAGAUUGUGUGCGUAUAGUUUCAAGGGAUCUUGUUCGGGAUGGAUCACGGGGCCGGGAAAUCGAGUUUUCUGAGGAAUAUACUGGUGCGGGUGUUCUUGUUUUGCGUUGCAAUUAUUGGGUUUCGGUUCGCGUAUAUUGUGACACUGCGAGGGGAGUCAUGUGACCUAGGCGACUUCUGUUUCUUCUCUCUGCCGGAGAAUUUCAACAUUGUCUCCGUGACUACACAGCUCACGAAGCCGUCGGCGGCGGUUAUGACGAGCGAGGCGGUCGGAAAGUCGGCUCCGGCGAAGCCCAAGCUCCCCGAUCUCUGGGCCACCAAGGAUUUCCAGAAGGCGGCUAAGUUCUACUCGUCGGUGUUUCAAGAUCUGAUCGCCGAGGGGUUUUUGAACCCGUAUUGGAAGGCCCUUUGCGUGGACACGGAGAAGGGUCCCGACGUUUUCGCCCUGAGAGAGAUCGGAGUUUCCGACUCCGUCGGGAUUUUCAAGAAAGCGUCGAAGCCGCUGGUGGUUUCCGGGCAGGGUAUUAAGCAGCCGUUCGACGAUAACUCCUUCGAUUUCAUAUUUUCCGGCGCCGGAAUGAUCGAUAAGUCCAAGAAGCCCGCAGACUUCGCGGGCGAGAUUUGCAGGACUCUGAAGCCCGAAGGGUUUCUGGUGGUCCAUACAGGUUCCAAAGAUACGUAUAGUUUCAAUUCUUUGAUUGGUUUGUUUAACUGUUGUAAAUUGGUGAAGUCUAGGGAUAUUGAUGGGUUUGAUUCAAAAUUGUUAUCAAUUCGUGAAAUUAUUAUGCAAAAAGAGGGUGAAGGUGAUAGCCAUGGCUUGAGAAAUCCCAAUUCUGGGACUAAAUGCUCUGUUCCAGAUUACAAGCUGCAAUUGAUCAGAAAAGCUGAGCCUUUGAUCAUGGAGGAACCGAAAAAGCCAUGGAUUACUCUGAAGAAGAAUAUAGGGAACAUAAAGUACUUGACUUCAAUGGCUGAUAUCAAUUUCAAGCAGAGAUAUGUGUAUGUUGAUGUUGGGUCAAGGAGCUAUGGCUCCAGCAUUGUGAGUUGGUUUAAGAAACAAUACCCGAAACAGAACAAGACCUUCGAGAUUUAUGCGAUUGAGGCCGACAAGACGUUUCAUCAAGAGUACAAGACCAAGAAAGCUGUGACAUUGCUGCCAUAUGCCGCUUGGGUCAAGAACGAGUCGUUGUUCUUCGAGAUUAACCAAACCCCGGGUGACAAAGACGUGGUGAAAGGGCGAGGAAUGGGGAGAAUUCAGCCGGUUCAAUCAUCAGCCAACGCUGUGAGCGAUGUGGAUAGGAUACAAGCUUUCGACUUUGCUGAGUGGUUGAAGAGCGCAGUGAGCGAGAGAGAUUACGUGGUGAUGAAGAUGGACGUGGAAGGGACUGAAUUCGAUUUGAUCCCGAGGUUGUUUGAGACGGGGGCGAUUUGUCUGAUCGAUGAACUGUUUCUCGAAUGCCAUUACAACCGGUGGCAGAAAUGCUGCCCGGGGGAGAGGAGUUCCAAGUAUGAGAAAACCUAUGACCAGUGCAUGGAUGUGUUUACCUCUCUUAGAGAAAGUGGAGUUCUUGUUCAUCAAUGGUGGUGACUGAUAGCAACCCUGAAACAUUGUGUCUAACUUCACCUCCUUUAGUCUGUUGCCAUUUUCCAGUUUACAGAAAAAGAAAAUUAUACCAGUUCUUUUAUUUAGAUGCUACUUGUACUCUCAUUUCAUUUGUAUCUAUUCUUGCUCCUUUCAAAAGAAAUCAAUCUACAUUCAAAGCUGUUCCAUAUC
Ipomoea triloba (trilobed morning glory) is the source of this 2165-nucleotide messenger RNA. RefSeq lists its product as uncharacterized. The record is from RefSeq and is a predicted model, not a curated record. Gene Ontology annotation, molecular function: S-adenosylmethionine-dependent methyltransferase activity. Lineage: Eukaryota; Viridiplantae; Streptophyta; Magnoliopsida; Solanales; Convolvulaceae. Bases 432 to 1979 code for a protein of 515 amino acids. The transcript has a single exon.